AAGCCUACACGUUAUACUGAACCAGCUACAAACUACCCAACAAGCCUACACGUUAUACUGAACCAGCUACAACCUACCCAACAAGCCUACACGUUAUACUGAACCAGCUACAAACUACCCAACAAGCCUACACGUUACACUGAACCAGCUACAACCUACCCAACAAGCCUACACGUUGCACUGAACCAGCUACAACCUACCCAACAAGCCUACACGUUACACUGAACCAGCUACAACCUACCCAACAAGCCUACACGUUGCACUGAACCAGCUACAACCUACCCAACAAGCCUACACGUUGCACUGAACCAGCUACAACCUACCCAACAAGCCUACACGUUACACUGAACCAGCUACAACCUACCCAACAAGCCUACACGUUGCACUGAACCAGCUACAACCUACCCAACAAGCCUACACGUUACACUGAACCAGCUACAACCUACCCAACAAGCCUACACGUUACACUGAACCAGCUACAACCUGCCCAACAAGCCUACACGUUACACUGAACCGCUACAGUUUGCCUAACACGUUACACACUGACAAAUUACACUACCACAUAGUCUGCUCAACAAGCCCACACGUUACACAUUAACAAGUUACACAACUGCCUACAGCCUGCCCAGCAAACGUACAAGUUACGCUGAACCAGCUACAGGUUGGCCAACAAGCUUACAAGUUAAACUGAGCCAGCUACAGCCUGCCCAUCAAGCCUAUACGUUAAACAUCAAGUUGCACUGAACCAUCUAGAGCCGGUCCAACAAGCCUACAAGUUACACAUCUACAGCCUAUCCAACAAGCUUACAAGCGUCUUCCAAACAGCCGCCCACUGCAUCCUCUCACACCUUGUCAUGAUUUGGCGGGAGUGUGAGGGGAGGUGGUGAUGGCGUCGCUUAGAGUGUCACAGCUGCGUUUGUCUAUGGCGUCUUCUACUGGUGGUAUAUUCUUGGUCUUCCUCCUACUGGGACUGCUGCAGGAGAGAGCCACAGCCUUGCCCUCGGCAAGGAGAACUGUACACAGGCAGCCAGCGCCAGUGUGUCCUCAGGAAGAUGACAUACUACCAUGUCUGUGUCAUCUACGAGCGACUGAGAUUCACAUCACGUGUGAGAACAGUGAAAUUGAGAUGGUGGUGUCGGCUAUGGAGGCGCUGAUGAAACACGUGCUGAAGGUGGAGGAGCUUCACUUGGUGAGCAACCGUAUCCCUGUCCUUCCAGGCAGAAUCUUCGGUUCCAUACAGAUCAAUAAACUUUUCCUCAUUAACAACGAGAUGGUUGGCAUAACUCGCAAUGCCUUCGCUGGUCUUGAGUCAUCACUCCAACACCUCUACAUCUCAGAGCCUGACCUCUAUGACCUGCCCUUCGACACCCUCGACAAUCUGGCCAACCUGCGGACCUGCGUGCUGGAAAAUACAAAUAUAGUACAGAUCCCUAGACUCUACUCUCUUUCCAAGUUAGAGUUCCUGAAAAUAGAUGGCUCCAAGGUGUCAACUAUUCCUUCAGCUGCCUUCCGGUUCAUGCCCAACAUGAAAAAGGUUCAUAUUGCCAACAGCCAGUUGAAAAAGAUUGAUGCUAAUGCCCUAGAAGGACUAGUGUAUCUGAAGGAGGUCAACUUCUCUAAUAAUGCCAUCGACUGGAUCCACCCUCGAGCUUUUAGGACUCUUAAUACCGUGGAGCAUCUGUCACUAGCGGGCAAUCGGCUCUCUGAUGCCCCCAUGACUGUCCUCGCAGCCAGGGAACUGAGAGAACUGAAGAUAUUUGAUAUCAGCAGAAACCUCAUCACUGGACUCACAAAAGGUACAUUUGUGGAUAUGCCGACAGUGCAAAUGAUAUACCUCAGGGAAAAUUUGAUAUCAAAGAUAGAGCGCGGUGCCUUCUUCAGACUUCCUUCGCUGCGGAGAAUAGACCUCAGUGGAAAUCUUCUGGAUGAAUUUCACGCUGAUAUUUUCACAGAGUCUCUCACUAUGGAACACCUUAAUAUUGCUAGAAACAAUCUGACAUACAUGGCCGAAAUGAGAUACAUUGCACGUGCUCUUCCAAAUCUUAAGAGUCUUGACGUUAGUAAAAAUCAUCUAAAAAUAGAAAAUCCAAGAGUUUUCGAGGGACAUCUCAAAUUAGAAGCCUUAAAAAUCGACCACAAUGAAAUAAAAAGAUUGCAAAAAGGGUUAUUCCAGGACCUACCCAACUUACGGGAGCUCUUCUUGAACAAUAACUUCAUCCAGAGUGGCUUUAGUGAACCAGUGUGGGAUCUGCCGAUGUUGAGAGUUCUGGACUUGUCUCACAAUGACAUAAAGAAGGUAGAUGCCCUUCUGUUGGAGGGGCUGCCUCUGUUAAGCAGUUUAGACCUCAGCUUUAACAUGAUCACAGAUAUAGCAGAAAACACUUUCAGCAGCUCUAACUACAUGAAAAAUCUCAACAUGUCUUUUAAUAGUAUAACAAAUCUUCCCAGUAAUAUCUUCGCAGGGCUUGAAGAGCUUUUUGAACUGGAGUUGAGUUUCAAUGAGCUAAUGGUUCUGGAUGAAGGACUCUUCCUUGGACUCACCUCUCUGGAAUUUCUGCAUCUUACUCAUAAUCAAAUUGUUUCCAUCAACGCUGAAACCUUUAAAGACAAUUCUAAACUACGCUAUUUAGAUCUUUCGGCUAACUUGGUGCAAGAACUACCCUCUGAAGCGCUGGGGAAGCUCUCCUCCCUCAAGGUUCUCAAACUCCACCGUAAUGCCAUUAACCAAGUUCUUGAUGGCUACCUCAAAGACCUGCGCAUGGUCGAACACCUCGAUCUCUCUAAUAAUCACAUUCAGGUACUAAGUCAGACAGCUUUCCGAGACAUGGUUGUCUUGAGGGACCUUGAUCUUAGCGUUAACUAUCUCCAGAGCCUCCACCCUGACAUGUUCUCCACCAUGAAGAUGUUAGAGAAGCUCAACAUCAGCCAUAACUACAUUACAGACCUUGGCCACCAUACUUUUGAAAACGUCAAGCGUCUCAGGAUCCUCGACCUGACCAACAACUCCUUGACGGAGCUUGGGGAAGCAGUAAUGGGCCUUUCCUCUCUACAAGGCCUCUUCCUGAGUGAUAACUAUAUCACUACCCUUAAAAACAAUACUUUCAUUGACCUUCCAAGUCUUGAUAUUCUCAGAUUUGAUAACAAUGGUCUCCAGGCUUUCGAAACAGAAACAUUCCAUAACCUGGAUUCCCUCAUCACGCUCGAUAUGAGGAACAACAAUCUCGUUGAGCUCAGUCCUGAUUCUUUCAAGUCCUUGGCGUCUUUAGAGGAGCUACAGCUAAGCAAGAACCAGAUAGCCAUAAUCAAGGACUUUGCUUUCACAGACCUGACAUCUCUCAGGAGUUUAGAGUUGCAGGACAACGCUAUCACGGAGAUGGGCGCCCUGGCUUUCCAAAACUUACCCGCUAUCAAAUUCCUCAACCUCAGCCGCAAUGGUUUCCAGGAUAUUCCAGAAGACGCUCUGAAGAGGCUACCCACUCUUGAUGUCCUCGAUCUUAGCUGGAAUUACAUCCUGGAAAUCAAAGAUUCCAGUUUCGAUGAACUAGAGUGGCUAACAGUUUUAAUGCUCCACGACAAUGACUUGUGCCGCCUCUCUGGAGGGUCGUUCUCCAGCCAGAGAGCCCUGCGAGUGCUCACCCUCCAGAACAACCAGCUGCGUCGCCUGCACCUGCGUGCCCUGGGCACCACCAUCAUGGGGCUCUCUCUCCUCGACAUGAGUGGGCAGGUCUCGGGCCCCGACCAGGGUUUGAGAGCGGUUAUCAUUGACAAGAUCCGGGCACAGACCGCGUCGUCAUCAAGCAUACACACAGUGACGGGAGACACGCCCACUAUAUACGCUGGGUCGUCAGGGAUCAGCGCCCUGAUCAACGACCACAAACAUGAGACCAGCACAGAAAGCGGCCUCUUUGGAGUCCUCAAGCUGCCCACCCUUCCUAACAUCCUGGAGACCCUCAGCGGCUUAAAUAUGCCCCACGUUGGCUUCGACGUCAAGUGGGGAAAUCUGCCUUUCAUUGGCAUCGGCCGUCAAAAUUCAGGCUCCGCGUCUAAGUCGGAAUCAGUCAGUGAUGAUAAGCCUAUGAAGGGUCCUGACAGCAGCCAACCGAUAUGGAUUGAUGGCCCCACCAGCACACACCCUCUAUUUUCCCCUCACCCACCCCCAGUGAGAGAGCCCAUGGACCUGAAGCCUCCCCCGCCACCAUCCAUCGGUGUCCCCAGGAAUCCAAGUGUCGGGGUGGCGCCCCAGUUCAGUCAAGGGAACCAGGCUACGGGAGAGACUCUCCCGAUCCCUCACUUGCCCGUCAGAGAUCCCGUGGUCCCUUUUGUAUUCCCUGUUAAUAAGGAAGAGCGGUUUCGUCCGGGAGUGCCUGGCGUGGUGGUUCCUGUGCCCCGCCCAACUAACGUGUGGGGUAUCAGGCCGCGCCCUGGGUCAGUACAGGAUCCCCGGAUUCCCCAAGCAAAGCCAAUGCUGCCCUCGUUCAUGCACCCAGGGCCAGGACCCAAUUCCGGCACCCCCUUCCUGCCCGGCCUUUCCAUCAACCAGCAACACCACCAGAUACCUCAGCAACCCAACAUUGUCAGCCGGCUGCCUUCAGCUGCCACACAUUUUACACCUACAGCGCCUCCACCUUCAAAUUUUCUGGCGCAGGUAGCAGGAGAUACGAGAGCAACAGUAUCACGCUGGUCGCCCCCAGCGGUCAUCCAUCCUGACUCUGGUGUGUCCCCUUACCAGCCUGGCGAACCCUUCCUUCCAUACCAGCCACACAACCCUAACCAUCCCAUCACCAUCGUAGAAGCUCCACAAAUGUCAGGUGGCCAUCGCGCAAGUUCUUUCACUCCUCGCCAGACCACAAACGCACCAGCCCGCUCCACGCCCACACCCACCACACCAGCAGUUAGGUCACCUUCAGAAAAAAGUCAGGUUACAGCUGGUAGCGACCGUUUCUCCGAGUUGCUAACAACAAGCACACCCGCUCGCACCACACCCAUCGUUGCUUCUACACCUGCCUACAACAGUUCCAUCGCUACUACCGCACCCGCCCACACCACGUCCAUCGUUACUGCAGCACCCGCCCACGUGACACCUAUCGUUACGGCCACACCAGGAGACAUGACUCCUUCAGAGAGUCAGGUGAUGGCUGGCAGCGAUCUUGUGCCCGGGUCAUUGAAGGGCACAACUUCUGAAAAGCCUUCACUUCCUGGGCAGACUGAGACAACCUCACACUCUCUCACUCUCUCGUCAUCCUCCUCAGUCUCGGGAAUCGUCCAAUCCUCGGUCCUCAAUACACAAAAAAAUAACUCAAGACUACACCAGGAAUCUGAGCACGUUGACGAUUAUUCCAGUGAUCGUUCUGUGCCCUUGAAUUCUUAUUUACCAUCACGUCCUCCUAUACCAGGCAUAACGUCGAAAUAUGUACCAACAACGCCUUCAUCGGUGCAGACGACUUCAACCUUGCAGCUACUGCCGUUGCCAAGGCCGCCCACUACUACGUUAUCAGAAGAGCACUCUAUCACGCCCAUAAACCCACCAUUUCCCAGAGACCCACAAACUCCCAGAGAACCACAACCUCCCAGAGAGCCACAAUCUCCCAAGCACCCAUCAUCUCCCAGAGAUUCACAACCUCCCAGAGACUCACAACCUCCCAGAGACUCACAGCCUCCCAGAGACUCACAUCCCAAAAACCCACAACAAUCGCAGAAAGACUCUGACCAACCCAGCCACUCCAUGAGUGAUUUACUGAGCUUGUUGUAUGCAGCCGAGGAGGAGGUCCAGCGAGAGCAACAACAACACAGCACUAAAGAUGAAAAUGAAAAUAUCUCCCCGGCACAUGACAAUACACCACUGGCUGUCACUCUCUCAUCACCUGUGAUCUCGUCCACGUCCACUGCUGAAGAACCUUCACUUUCCACUACCACUCUUAAUGACAUUUUCACCACUUCCACUACCACUAAUCAGCCUGCCACCCUGUCCAUCACCGUCACUACCACUACUCACAGUGAGUCAAACAGACAUAACCUGUCCACCGAUAUCUUCUCGCCACAAUUAGGGGAAGGGGUGACUGUACUAAAAAAUCUUCCACCAGACGCACUCGAAAAGAAGACCUCAUUUCUCGGUGACUCUUCAGGUAGUUUGCCGUCGAUUAGCAGUGAAUCUGUGAACGAGCAGAGACUUCCAGACACACAGACACAUCCUAGACACCGACCUCCAGUCACUCAGACACACCCUAGACACCGACCCCCAGUUACUCAGACACCCCCCGGACAUACGCACAAGGAAGAAUCGUCCCUCUCAGUGCAUCAAAUUGGGAAGCCACCGCUCGCUGCCCCGUCACUCACACCAACACACUCAAGGUCGAGGCCAGGUGUGGUGCUGCCAGUGGACAAGACAGGUGAGCCUCUAGCAGGCUCAGUGCCCCGGGUACCUCCCAAUAACACCUAUAUCAGUCCUAGCAAGAGCAUGGGGAGGGGCGGGUUCCCCACCAUCGAGCGUGUAUACCAGCCAGGGCAGGUGGAGCCUAAUACACACACAGUCACGGUACAAGGAGUGGACAGUCCCAACGACACUCAGGAUAUUAACAUUACUCAACAGACGACCACGCAGGAGUCAGAUUUCGAUACGAAAGAUGUGAACGCCAUAGACUGGUACUAUAACAACUACUAUCGGGAGUACGCUUCCCUGCCAGUAGGUGGCAACAAGCCCGUCAGCGGUGCUAGCACGCUGACACUGGCGCCGAUCCUCACCUGCCUCAUUGGUGUUAUACACAACCUUGUCCACUUGUAGCCAUUCACUCCCUUACUUUCCGCCUCACAUAAAUAUUAUAAAUACAACUUAUAGUGUUACACAAAGAUUAUAGCAUGAGUAUACGACUCGAUGUGGACUGUAGUGUUAUUAAAGGAGUAUGUCUACCCAGCAGUGUUAUUCUGCCUCACUCUCCCUCUCAGUUUUUGUUUUAUUCUCAGCUGUUUUCUGCCCCUAGUUCCCUCUGUUAUCUUUUACUAGUUCUCUACCCAGCGGUGUUCCACAUUACCUUAAUGUUUUUGUUCUCUUUCUAGUGAUCUCCGUCUCUCCUUUAUCUCCCCUCAAGGGAGGUUCCUUGAUGCUGGUGAGGGGCUCUUGAUCUAGGGAAUUGACUCUGUGCUCCAGUUCCCUGAAUUGAGCCUGAAUACUUUCCAUCCCCCCCACAUGCGCUGUAUAAUCCUACGGGUUUAGUGCUCCCAUGAUUAUAAUAAUAAUAAUCUCAUUUAUCUGUUAACAUUUAACAAACUCUUUUUCAUGCCAACAAUGACAUAAUUAUUUACUAGAAAAUAUCAAAAUUCUCAUACUGUUGAAAAUAAAUCCU
Cherax quadricarinatus is the source of this 7337-nucleotide messenger RNA. NCBI's taxonomy places the organism in Eukaryota, Metazoa, Arthropoda, Malacostraca, Decapoda, Parastacidae. The record is from RefSeq and is a predicted model, not a curated record.